This is a messenger RNA of Sclerotinia borealis F-4128, 1095 nucleotides long. The record is from the annotation of a GenBank genome assembly. NCBI's taxonomy places the organism in Eukaryota, Fungi, Ascomycota, Leotiomycetes, Helotiales, Sclerotiniaceae.
AUGUCUUCCUUCCUCUCCGAAUUGAAAGCAACAGCCUCGCGCCUAACCUCCUCUGCUAAGUCCAAAGCAUGUGAGCAAACAAGAAAUGAACGAAAAACCCGUCGUCCAGGUUAUGAUGUUGUGAAAACAUCUUAUACGUCUCUUCCCGUUCUUAUCCCCGAUGAUUUUUUGAAGCCGUUGGAGAAUCCGGAUGAGGUUAUGAGAGUGGUGAAGAUUGAUUUUGAGAAGACGGUGCUGAAGGAGUAUAGGGGGGCUUAUGCGGUUGUGUUAGAUGGGGUGUUGAGUGAAGAUGAGUGUGAGGUCUUGGUGGGGAUGGCGGAGAUGAGUAAGGGGGGCCGGGGGAAUAUGGUUGUUGGGACUGAGGUUGAGAAUGGGGUUAAAGUGGAGGGGGUUAAAGAGCGAGGAAAUGGUGACAAGGGAGAUGAAGAUGGAGAAUCGAAAGAAUCAGCAAAUAAUGGGUGGACUCCUGCAAUGAUAAAUGCAGGUGUAGGUCAUGAAUUCCUAGCGACGGAAUAUAGGAACUCGGAUCGCAUUAUCUGGGAUGAAAAGGAAGUGGUGGGGAGAAUCUGGAAGAGAGUUUUACAGGGAAAGGGUAUUAAGGGGGAUAUUGGAGUGCUCGAGGGAAAGAAAUGGGAGGGACUGUCCAGUUUGGGGAUUAGAAGUGGAGAGAGAUGGGUGGGUACUGAGCAGGGGAUGAAUGAGCGUAUGCGGUUUUUGAGAUAUGGAGCUGGACAAUAUUUUCGAGAACAUACAGACGGCACCUACGAAAGUCCCGACGGUAGCGAACGGUCUUUCUUUACCAUUCAUCUCUAUCUCAAUGAUUCGGCGCAAGAACUCGAGAAAAAUCCCGACACCCCAAGGUUUCCGGAAGAUUCGGAUAUGCUGAGAGGAGGCGCAACGACAUUUCAUUCAAGGGAUAUGAAGGAGAGAUUGGAUGUUGAUCCGAAGGCGGGGAGGGUACUUAUUUUUCAGCAUAAGAGGUUGUUGCAUAGUGGGGAUGAUGUGGUAAGGGGGAUCAAGUAUACGAUGAGGAGUGAUUUGAUGUUUAGGUUUGAGGAUGGCUUGGAGGGAGAGGAUGACGUUAUCUUUGGGUAG